This is a messenger RNA of Amphimedon queenslandica, 1122 nucleotides long. Its product is annotated as WASH complex subunit FAM21C-like. The record is from RefSeq and is a predicted model, not a curated record. The annotation marks the transcript as partial. The transcript is spliced from 6 exons. NCBI's taxonomy places the organism in Eukaryota, Metazoa, Porifera, Demospongiae, Haplosclerida, Niphatidae.
GCUCAGAAGAUGAGGAUGAAGAGAGUCUGGCUGAGUUCACACCCGAGCCAAUACUGGAACCCAUUGAUCGUUACUCUGCUAGACCCCUACCCCUUAGGAUUGGUACCCCUGCCUUCUUUCAAGAGGAUGAUGUGGUUUUGGGAGAAUAUGCAUCAGAGGAAGAUGCUGCUGGAGGCUUGUAUGAUUCAGAUGAAGAGUCGGACACUGAAGAGGAAGAUGACACAACAAGUGUAAUGGAAUAUGAUAGCGAGUUUACUGACGUUGAGGGAGAGGCCAAAGCAAAGAAAUCCGAUGAAGACCUGUUUGGUUCAGAGUCUGAGAGUGAAGGUGGUGGCGGGUUGUUUGACAGUGAAGAUGAGACACGACCAAAGAAGAAGUCAAAGUCCAAUCGGUUGAAGGAGGACAGUGAGGAUGAGUCUGAGGAUGAUGAUGAUAGUGAGGAGGAGAGUGAAGAGGAAUCUGAAGAAGAAACGGAAGAAGAAGAAGAAGAGGUAAAGACUGAUUUCCAAGCUGAAUUGGCUUCAAAGCUUUUCGGUAAGAGAGUAGGAGGUCUUGAUGAUGAUGAAGAGGAAGAAGAUGAGGACAGUGAAGAGGAGGAGGAGGAGGAGGGAACUGGGAGUGGUCUAUUCAGUAGCACUCGUAAAGGAGGAGGGGGACUGUUCGGAGGAGACGACGAUGAGGAGGAGGAGGAGCAAGAGAGGCGUGACCGAGCGGAGUCUAAUGUCUCGUCGACCGGGAGUGGGAAGAGAAAGAAGAAGCUUCCAUCAGGAGCAGUACCAUUGUUUGGAGGAGGAGGAGGGCUCUUUGGAGGAGAAGAUCUGGAGGAAGAGGAAGAGAAAGAGGAGGAAGAAAUUACUAAGAAAUCAAAGAAGAAGAAACGUGAUGGAAGUGGUAAAAAGAAGAAAAGGGACAAGAGAGCGAGUGAGAGUGAAGAGACAAAGCCUCCAGCUGGUAAAAAGGAGCCAAACCUGUUUGGAGAUGACAAUGAAGAGGAAGACGAUUGGAUGACAGAAAGCACCACAAAGAAAGAAAAAGAAACAGCUAAGAAGAAACCUCCACCCACUGGAGGGGAUCUUUUCAGUACUCUUGACGAUGAUGAAGAGCCUUCAGGUGGUCUGUUUG